Molecule: messenger RNA, 765 nt
Organism: Heterobilharzia americana
Lineage: Eukaryota; Metazoa; Platyhelminthes; Trematoda; Strigeidida; Schistosomatidae
Source: the annotation of a GenBank genome assembly
AUGGGUGGUUGUACGAACAAGGAGUUGCUUUCUCAAAUAUUUUCGGUUCCUUUCCCAUUCUUUGUGAUAACUGGUGUAUCACUGCCACUUUUUGGGUUAAUUAUAUGCUUCGUAAUUUCAGUGUAUAUGAAUUUUGGUGAGGUUACAGAAUCCGUUUGUGGGGUAUCCAAUUUUGUUCCAUCUAUCAGUGCGGUCACUGGGAUUACACCUCAGAUAUAUUUCUGGCGGUACAUGAUUGGACUGCACAGUGCGCCGCGCUUACUACUUGCGUUGAUUUACCUUCGGUACCAUAUGGCUUUUCAUAAAUUGUUCAACUUACCGUUGCGUUUUAAAAUAUUAGUACAAACGGCUUUCUUCGUGAACUUGAUGGAUGUGAUAGCAUUCGUGGGAGUUGCUUUCAUAUCAAACCGGGAGAACUAUCCUGUCCAUGAAAGAUUGUUCAUUGUUUUCUUGUUCGCAUCAACUGCGUAUAUGAUAGUAACAUUAGUACUUCAUUGGAUAAUAGGAAUGACGACGUAUGAUCCAAGGUUCAAACAUUCUUUCAACAUAAAGUCCUUGUUUUUUGGACUUAAUGUUUCGUUGAUUUUGUUGCUACUCCGGCAGUUUUACAAUCAUCGAUUCAAUUGUAAAGCAAAUGCAUUUAGUUGGUUCUCUGCCAGUGAAUAUGGUAUUGCAAUCGCCAAUAUGGGGUUUCAUCUCACUGCUGCGUACGACUUCCAGGACUUGAUUUUAACUACUGAUACUAGCGGACCCUGUAGUGAAUAA